Funneliformis geosporum is the source of this 1761-nucleotide messenger RNA. The record is from the annotation of a GenBank genome assembly. Lineage: Eukaryota; Fungi; Glomeromycota; Glomeromycetes; Glomerales; Glomeraceae.
AUGUCCCUAAACCACCAGUCAACAGUUUAUAGCGGACCACACGCAAGUAUUUCUAAAAUACUUCUUAAUAAAACAUCACCUCUCUCAUUCAUUAAAGAUAUUUUAAAAGAGUUUAUUUCUUCCGAAGAUAAAUUUGAUAAAGAAUAUACUUUUAAUAAAGGUUUAUCAAUAUUUUAUAUGAUACAAUAUUCAAGUUACGAAAAACUUUGUAAUGAUCACCUUUGGAAAAGCGAUAAAGUUAAAUGGGUUAGAGCUUUAUUAAAUGUAUUUGAAAAUGAAAACAAUUUCAUUGGAUUUGUUAGUUUAGCUGGUUUAUUGAGAAAAAGCGUUGGUCAACUCAUUUCUGAAGUUGAAUUGGCUUUUUUAAAAAGUAUCGAUUCUUUAAUCGAUCAAAUCAAUGAAGAUGCAAAACAAGAAACUUUAACCUUUAUAUGCGCGCAAUGUAUUCCGUUCGUUCCAAAAGUACAAUUAAAAGAAUUAAAUUCCAAGGCAAGAUUAAUGACUUUAUUAAUAAAUAUUGUGUUAGAAAAUCCUCGUUUAUUUCAAAAUGGAAAAUUUCUAAGGGACAUUGAACAAAAUAAUAAUUGGAAUGAGUCGUGUAAAGUUCUUGAAGAAAAGAAUAAUGAUACGCUUUACAAAGAAUUAUCUAAAAUUUCAUGGGCGAUAUCGAAAAUGACUCAAGUCGUUGAAAAAAAUGAUAUUUCCUCAACACUUACAAGGAUCAAUGAAUUCUCCAUCAAUUUAUAUAAGCUAUGGGAUGAGUCUCCUGCACUUAGUUUGGCUAGCGAGGAUUCCUUGGUUAUGAAUAGAUCAUUAUCCGAACCGCAGAUUUAUGGAGAUCGGGAGAGAAUGAUGAUUUUAUCAACAUAUUCUUACCUAUAUUUUAUAACAUCAAAAUUUUCAAUGUAUGGAUUUUCAGUUUAUAAAAAUGUAUUUUUUAGUGUACUAAAUCAGAUAAUAGAAAUUAAUAAUUCAAAUGAAGUAAUUUCUAUCGUGAAAGAUGUGGAAUCGGAUAUUAAUGUUAAUAAACCUCAUGAGAAAUGUAGAGUUGUAUAUUAUUUACUUAUUAUUGAACAAUUGGUUAAAAUAUUAGAUGAUGACUAUUUGGAGAAUCAAAUAUUACCAAUAUUUAACGGACUUUUAUUGAGGAACGAUGAUAAGUACAUAUUUGAAUCGGCAAAUGCUGCUUAUCCAUCCAACAUUGAUGUAAGACAACUUAGAGUUGCUUAUACUACUGUCAUAAAAUCACUAUCGGAGGUUGAUGAUGCUUUAGCUUGGUUAUGUUUAGAAAUACUUAUAAAAAAAAUCGAAAGCAUUAGUCUACAUAAAGAUUCUCAUCCGGAAUUUUCUCAUCAUACAGAAGGCUCGGUAGAUAAAGAUUUUAUAGAAAAGCAGCAAUCAAAGAAUCAAAAUGAAGCCGUGGAGCGAGAACAACAAGAUCCUUUAUAUUCACAGCAAAAAGAAGAAGAGGAGAAUUUAACUAAAGCAGCAUUGUAUUUGAGUAGAGGCCAUUUGCUUUUAACUUUGAUAGAUCAAGUUAAAUCGGUUAAUUUAAUUUUCAUGGAAAAUUUAUUAACAAGGAUUAAGGAAUUUUUAAAGGAAGAAAGGUCAAAUGGAAGGAAGGAUAGUGUUGGUAGUGGUAUUGGGUUAAGUGCUUUACAAAAAGUUCUAUUUGAUGUACUUAGUAACGAAUUAGAUUAUACCAAAAAAGAAUUCGGGGUUAAGUGGUGGUUAAGUGAAGGGAGCAAGUUGUUUGAUUAA